Messenger RNA from Solanum lycopersicum (tomato), 2745 nucleotides. Its product is annotated as exocyst complex component EXO70A1. Gene Ontology annotation, cellular component: exocyst. The record is from RefSeq and is a predicted model, not a curated record. Gene Ontology annotation, biological process: exocytosis. NCBI's taxonomy places the organism in Eukaryota, Viridiplantae, Streptophyta, Magnoliopsida, Solanales, Solanaceae. Gene Ontology annotation, molecular function: phosphatidylinositol-4,5-bisphosphate binding.
UUUAACACUUUAAUUUUUCGAAGAAAAACAAUAAAUAAUAAAAACUCUCAAUUCACCUUCGUCUCCAUUUUUAAAUUUCUCAUUAUCAUUCAUUUCGAUUCUCUAAGCUCAAAAAUUGUUUUCGAGAUUCCGAAAUUUCAAAGGUUGAAAUGGAGCCACCGGGAAACGACGUCGUUGCGUUUGAGUCAGCUGAGAAGAUAAUACUCCGGUGGGACUCCACGGCGUCGGAAGAUGCUAGAGAGAAGAUGAUCUUCGCCGGAGAUCGAUAUGAGAUCGAUCGGUACUUGCAAGCUGUUGAUGAAAUCCAACGGUCGAUGGAGUUUGCUACACUUUCCGAUGAUCAGAACAAAGCUAAUAGUGCGAUCCAGAUCGCUAUGGCUAGGCUUGAAGAUGAGUUUCGGAAUAUACUCAUAGCUCAUACGAAUCCUGUGGAAGCUGAAUCUCUUACUGACAGUAGUCCUUUGCCUGAAGAAGACUACGAGGAUGACUCGCCGUUGACCAAGGACUUGGAGCAUCAAGAGAGUAACGGCAGCUGUAGCUAUCGACCUACAAAUAGCAUUCGUGAAAUCGAUCUAAUGCCUUCGGAUGCAAUUUACGAUCUCCGAUGCAUCGCCGAGCGAAUGAUUUUGGCCGGAUAUCUUCGGGAGUGUAUUCAGGUGUAUGGCAGUGUACGGAAGUCUGCAGUGGACUCGAGUUUCCGCAAACUUGGGAUAGAGAAGCUGAGCAUCGGAGAUAUCCAGAGAUUAGAAUGGGAAAUUCUAGAAACGAAGAUCCGGCGGUGGAUACGAGCUGCAAAAGUAUGCGUUCGGAUACUUUUCGCUAGUGAGAAGAAACUCUGUGAGCAAAUCUUCGAAGGUUUAGGUACUGCGAUGGACGAUGCUUGUUUCAUGGAGACUAUCAAAGGUCCAGCUAUUCAGCUAUUCAAUUUUGCUGAAGCCAUUAGCAUUAGUCGGAGAUCACCGGAGAAGUUGUUUAAGAUAUUGGAUCUUCAUGAUGCUUUAUCGGAUUUGCUAGUGGACAUUGAGAUUGUUUUCGAUUCAAAAUCUUCGGAAUCAAUUAGGGUUCAAACUGUAGAGAUACUAUCUAGGUUAGCGGAGGCUGCAAGAGGGAUAUUAUCUGAAUUUGAAAAUGCAGUGCUUCGAGAACCUUCCAAGGUUCCUGUACCUGGAGGGACAAUUCAUCCCUUGACUAGGUACGUUAUGAACUACAUAAGUUUAAUUUCAGACUACAAACAGACCAUGUCUGAAUUGAUUGUCUCAAAGCCAUCAACGGGGUCAAGGUAUUCGAGUGAUCCAAACACUCCUGAUAUGGAUUUUGCGGAGCUAGAAUCACAGACCCCGUUGGCGCUGCAUUUGAUCUGGAUUGCUGUGAUUUUGCAGUUCAAUUUGGAAGGUAAGUCUAAGUGCUAUAGAGAUACUUCAUUGGCACAUAUAUUUAUGAUGAACAAUGUACAUUAUAUUGUUCAGAAGAUUAAAGGGUCACCUGAGCUAAGGGAGAUGGUAGGGGAUGAUUGUUUAAGGAAAUUAACAGGGAAAUUUAGGCAAGCAGCUACAAACUACCAGAGAUCAACCUGGGUGACUGUUUUGCAUUGUUUGCGAGAUGAGGGUUUACAUGUUAAAGGCAGUUUUUCAUCUGGGGUGUCUAAGAGUGCGUUGAGAGAGCGGUUUAAGACCUUCAAUGCUAUGUUUGAAGAGGUACAUAGGACUCAGUCCACCUGGUUGAUACCGGAUACCCAGCUCCGGGAGGAGCUGCGUAUUUCUGUAUCUGAGAAGUUGAUCCCAGCUUAUAGAUCAUUUCUCGGAAGGUUCAGGAGUCAUAUUGAGAGUGGGAGGCAUCCGGAAAACUAUAUCAAGUAUUCCGGUGAGGACAUUGAGACUGCUGUCUUGGAUUUCUUCGAGGGGUACCAAGUUUCUCAACACAUAAGAAGAAGAUCUCAGUGAAAGGAUAUAAGUUCCACUAAUUAGAACCUUAGGAUAUUCUUUGAAUUUUUUCCUGGAGUCAUUUAGUAGGAGCUGAGGUUCUGGAGUUAAGGUAUUGUCGUGCAAAGCAGAAAAUUUUGGUAAGAUCAGCUGUAUCUAUGAUAGUCUCCGCCUCUGCCUAAAUGCUCCUGCCCUAAAUUUUUGAGCCAUCAAGAUCACGAGUACAGAGUUUCGUUUAUCCUCGCAGGUUACCCUCUAAGCCCAUGCAUCUCUUAUCAGGUGCUUAAUAUAAUAUGAACAUUGAAGGCAACAUUUCUAAGGUCAAUAUCCCUAACAACUGAAACUCGAUUUUCAAAAUUCCACUAACAAUAUCAUGAUUUAUGGUAUUCCCUUGCUUCUUCUGAGCCGAGGGUAAGGUUAGUGUACAUCCUCAGACCCCACUUGUGGGAUCACAUUAGGUAUAUCGUUGCUGUUGCAUAGUGUUUGCGUUGAUUCUUACUGCUUACAAGUUAAGGUUUUUACAGUGAAAUGAAAACAGCUGUUGAUGGUUUUCCAAUCUAAAACCAUACAGAACUAUUGAGCUUUUUGCUUACCCUUUUACUGGUGGAGGGACAUAGGGUAAGUAGUGCUUAUACUUUAGAAAAACAAUAAAAGAAGGAUAAGUAGUGCUUAUUAGCUGUUGUUGGAGAUCAACAGAACAUUACCAAUUACUUGAAUUGUUUACUACACUCAAACAUGAAUGCUUUACCUUAUCUCAUAAAAAGAAGAAUACUCGAAACUCUUAUAAUUUGCUACUGUUAGAACACAAUAUAUAUGUGUUACUUUA